Cavia porcellus (domestic guinea pig) is the source of this 5627-nucleotide messenger RNA. RefSeq names its product DENN domain containing 2C (gene Dennd2c). The record is from RefSeq and is a predicted model, not a curated record. Bases 297 to 3098 code for a protein of 933 amino acids. NCBI's taxonomy places the organism in Eukaryota, Metazoa, Chordata, Mammalia, Rodentia, Caviidae. The transcript has 19 exons.
CUCAGAUGGCAGGAAAAACUUUAUUGCUAAAUUUCGUAUUUGAGAAAACAGUUUAUGGGCCUGACUGAGUGAAGCCUCUAAGUGAAAGGAAGUAAUGUGACAGCCACUGAUUAUUCAAGACAAAGUUAAAGCCAUUUCCCAUGAGGAUCAGUGAUCAAAAUUAAUUGUUUUUAAAAAGACAUUUACAAGUUAAACAUGAAAGAAAAGUACUGGAGCCAUUUCACUUCCAACAGCAUAAACUGUAUAGCAUUUCACUGUCACUUUUAAUGGAACCUUUGUAAGAUUCAUCACUUGUCAUGCACACAACAGGGAACAUGGAUGUUGGUUUUUCUCGUUCUGCUGUUCAGACAUUGUCAAGAAGCCACUGCAAAAACAUCAAACAAAAAAUUUCCCAGUGGGAAGGAAGGACUAAUGGUACGUCUAAUCUAUCCAAGUGGCAUCCAAAGGACUUUGGAGUGAGAUACAACUGUCACCAAGAGAUUCUCAAGAAAAAUCCUAUUGCUAGGGUUCAGAACAAAAACUUGGGUAUAACCAACUCUCAAAAUGUGGGUUUAGAUAUGAGUGAAGGUGCUAAAAGCCAUGAUCUGAGUGAGGAUGAAGGUGGAAAUCAUGACUAUGAUGAUACACACAUCUUUAAAAAUGAAUCAGAAUCCAGUUGGGUAUGUUCCAGAGUCAAACAAAUUGAAAGCUGGAAAGAAGUUGUGAUAGGUUCUGAGACUUCAUUAUCUCCAGGAAACUUGUAUACCUCACAAAUAUUGUGGAAGAAAAUAGAAGCACUUCCUCCAGAUAAAGUCUUAAAUUUGGCUUUAGAGCCUUGUGGCCUUUCAGAAAAAAAACUGAAUUGUAGCAUUCUAAAUAAUUCAUAUGGAAUGACUAAGAGCUUAGAAAAUAUUUACUCUGAACCUGAGGGGCAAGAAUGUGGAUCUUCUAUAAACCCUUUGCCAAAACCACGCAGGACAUUCAGGUACUUAUCCGAGUCUGGUGUUAGACCAUAUGAAGAAAGGAACUGUGACAGAAAACACUGUGAAAAUAGUUCUUGUGCAGAAUCUACAUUGGCCUCUUCUCGGGACCUUGAACCAAAGAAAUAUGGAGGAAAAAUUAGAGGGAGAUCAAAGAGGAAAUCCUUUGAAUUUGAGGAUAUUCAGCACUUUCGAAAUCGGAAUUCACAGCAGAUUCAUAAAGAACUUGGGAGAAAUUCUGGUUCAGCACUUUAUUACACACAGUCUGAGGAUAAUAUCUAUGAAGAUAUCAUGUAUCCCACCAAAGAAAAUCCAUAUGAAGAUAUUCCAGUGCAGCCUCUGCCUUUGUGGAGAUCCCCUUCAGCAUGGAAGCUACCACCCACUAAAAGUGCUUUCAAAACACCCAAGCUUCCUCCCAAACCGCAGUUCCUUCACCGAAAGACUAUGGAACUGAAGAACUCCCAAGCUUAUUUCCGGUCAAAGUUUACCAAGGAUACCACUUUGCCUGUCACUUUAACUGAAUGGAAACUUUUCGGAGCUGGAGAUUUUGCAAACAGAAACAGGAGAAAUCUUCCAAGGUUUGUAUUGAAAAUAGAUGAUAUAUUUCAAUCCAAGAGAGGAAAGAAGAAGGUAAAGUUACACCCUUACACUGGAAAGGAGGUAUCUCCUUCAAAAGGUGAAACCAGUGGGAAUGAAAGUGAUGGCGAAUAUCUGCCAAAGAAUCGCCAUAAGCGCUUAGCACAACUGCUGCAACCUUCCAAGAGGAAUCCUCACUACCAGACCUUGGAGCGGGAUCUUAUUGAACUGCAAGAGCAGCAGUUGUUUGAACUUUUUGUGGUGGUAUCUUUACAGAAAAAGUCAUCAGGAAUAAGCUACAUUCCCCAGAUUAUACAGCAGUUCCCUAGCAAGGGUGAUCAUGGCUAUAAGCAAUCAAAAGACACUGAAGAAAGGCUCAAAGUUAUCCCAAAAUUUUGUUUUCCUGAUUCAGAAGAGUGGAUACCAACAUUACAACUCAAGAGUGAAACUUUCUCCUUUGUUUUGACUGGUGAAGAUGGAAGCCGGUGGUUUGGUUACUGUAAGAAGCUCUUGCCAGGAGGCAAAGGAAAACGACUCCCUGAGGUAUACUGCAUGGUUAGUCGCCUAGGCUGCUUCAAUCUAUUUUCAAAGAUUCUGGAUGAAGUAGAGAAAAGAAGAGAAAUGUCUCCAGCCCUUGUUUACCCAUUCAUGCGAAGUGUCAUGGAAGCUCCUUUUCCAGCUCCUGGACGCACCAUCACAGUCAAGAGCUACCUCCCUGGGGCUGGGGAUGGGUCAAUUGAACUCUGCCGACCACUAGAUUCACGAUUGGAACAUGUGGAUUUUGAAUGCCUUUUUAAGUGCUUGAGUGUGUGCCAUCUCAUCCGGGUCUGUGCCUCUCUCCUGUUGGAGCGGAGGGUGAUCUUUGUUGCCAACAGCCUAAGCACACUGUCAAAAUGUGGCCAUGCUGUGGUAGCUACCUUGUAUCCAUUCACAUGGCAGCAUACCUACAUCCCAGUCCUUCCGGCAUCUAUGAUUGACAUUGUGUGCUCACCUACCCCUUUUCUCAUUGGAAUCCUAUCGUGCUCCUUACCACAGCUCCAAGACCUACCUAUUGAAGAGGUGCUGAUAGUUGAUCUCUGUGCUGACAAGUUCUUACAGGAGGUGUCUGAUGAGAAUGAAAUUCUACCACCUAAACUUCAAGCUGCCUUGAUGCAGAUUUUAGAAGAACGAAAUGAAAUCUUAUCUCAGGAGCAAAAUUUUUCACAAGAUGUUACCCUCAAUUCCCUGGUGUCUGAAGCAUUUGUGAGGUUUUUUGUGGAGCUGGUGGGACAUUAUUCUUUGAACAUGACUGUCACUGAACGUGGGGAGCGUGUAUUCCAAAGGGAGCCAUUUCGUAAAUCCCACACUUCCCGACGUGUACGCCACUUCCUGGAUCUCUUUAUGGAGACUCAAAUGUUUGCAGGAUUCAUCCAAGACCGAGAGCUUCGCAAAAGUGGGGUUAAAGGUUUGUUUGAAGUUCGGGCUCUCCAGUAUUUGGAAACAAUUCCUGAGUCUGAGCCUAGUGGGAUGAACAGAAUUUUGCGGAGUCUUGGAAGUAAAAUGAAAUUUCUGCAGAAGAAAUGAAUCUUUGUCUCCAUCUUAAAUAGAAUGAAAAGUGCCAAAGAAACUGUUUGUCCAAGGGUCAGGAUACCUUUGAAGAAUUGUAAAAAACCCUUGAAAUUUUAAAAGGUUAAGGAGCAGGUCGAGUUCAAAAAGGAAGACUUUCUGUUGCUGCUGCACAAUCACUGGAAAAUUGUUGGAAGUAAUUUGGAACUAUGCUGUCUACUGCUUACACCUUUUUUUUUUUUUUACAGUGACCUUUUCUGUUUGACUCUUGGGCUUACUUUCUGCUAUAUGCUUAGUUCUUAAAGGCUGUUGUCUUUACAAGGGAAAAGUUGUUACUAAAUAUCUUUUUUAAAUAAAAAGCUUAAAGAUGAUUCUAAUGAAUAAAGGCUGGAAGGGGCUGGCGAUUUAGCUGAGCAGUACAAGUGGUUGCCUGGCAUGAAGUGAUGAGUUUGAUCCCUGGUACCAAAAAAAAAAAAAGAAAAAGGCUGGUGUUGGAGUACUGGAGAGACAUGGUUGAAAUGGCAGUGACUAGCCUUACGCACACAAUUCUCAUCACUGAAAUAUCAUGGCAGCUUUAAACCCAAGAGCUAAAAGCCAGGCGCUAUGGCACCAUACCUGUAGUUCCAGCUACUUGGUGGGUGAGCCAGUUGGAUCAUGAAUUUUGAAUUCAGCCUGGACAACAGUGAGAUCUUGUCUCAAAAUAAAAUAAAAAUUUCAGUAAGACCAUGAGUUUUUUGAACUUACAAACUGAAAUAUAUUCAUCAUUUAUCUUUUUUUGGUCUAAUAUCCUGUCAAGGGGAAUCUCUUAUGUGAAAGAUUUUGUAGUGAGUAGACAUACUGCAGCUCCUCCUCCACAAUGUAUGGCACUUAAGUGACUUGUCCCUCACGUGUCAACAUUACAGUCUAAAUAUAAUAGCUAAUGCAGAAAUAUUCUUUCAGCCAUGUAUGGUGCACACUGAUAAUCCCAGCACUGGGGAGGCUGGGGCAGGACAGUUAUUGUGAGUUAAAGGCCAGCCUUUAUUACAUAAUGAGACUAUCUCAAAACUACCAUCCUUACAAGGACAUGGAAACUAGCUUUUUUGUGUGUCCACUAUUUGGCAUGCAAUAUGGUGUAUGUAUAUAUAUCAUUUUAUUCAAGCCUUAUAUCAAUUCUGAGAUAUUUGCAUGUUUUAUUGACGAAGACACUAUAAUUCAAAGAAACUAACUUAGUUAUACAAUUCAGAUAGACAUGAAGCAAAGACUUAAGAACACAAAAACUUCUUUAGUCUUAAGAGUUGAAAAUAUGAACUCUGUGGGAUUACUAAUCAGCUAUUUUAAAGGUUUUUUUUUUUUUUCCUUAAGUGUCCAGAGCUCACCUCAGUUCAGAUAAGGGACUUUAAACUAUAAGCAUCUAGAUGAGGCAAACACUUCACCACUCAAUUAUACCCCCAGUGUGAGACCUGUUUUUUCGACAGUAAUAAGGAGUGAACCCAGGGCCUUCAACCUGAGCUGCAUCCCCAGCAUUUUUAUUUUGAGGCAGAGUCUAGCUAAAUUGCCCAGCCUAGGCUCCAACUUUUGAUCUUCCUGCUUCAGCGUCUGAGAGUGCUAGGAUUACAGGUAUGUACCAUCACUGUGCUUGACCCACUGUAAGAUUCCUUUAAAAAUUAUUGGAUUUUUACUGUAAUUAAAUGUGACUCAGAAUAUGAACAUUUCCUGAGCAUAUACUACUUAAUCACCUACAUCUUUAAUAUAUAUAGCAGCAGUAGUGAUUGGUUUUUGUUUUGUCUUUUUGAGACAGGGCUUCACUAUGUAGUUCAGGCUGGCCUUGAACUCAAGUUGUAGCCCAAACUGGCCUCAAACUUUCAGCAAUCCUUGUGCCUCCACCUGCCGAGUGCUUGGGUGACAAGUACGCAUUACUACACCCACCAGCAGAAGUGACUGGAAAGAGUUUGUCAGUGAUGCAAUAUUCGUCAGUAAAUGUUAUACCAAAUGUCAGCUGUUUAAUGUUUGUUUAUGGUUUUAACUGGCAUAGAAUAUAGUCAUUCAAAUUUACAAAACCUUAUAAAUUGUAUGAUAGUUUAUUGACUUGUAUAGUGUUGUCAGUAUGAACCAGUGAGGUAUGCUUAAAUGACUCUGAAGCAGACACCAUGUAAAACUGGUGCUGUGUAAUAUAGUUCCUGCAGAUGUGGGUCCAGGGAUUAGACUGGGCCUGUGUCUUUUUAAACGUUGAUUAAACAGCUUACCCCCAUGGGGGCAUCUAUCAAACAUUUCCCCAUUUGGUCUCUGAUACCCCAACCUUAAAGGAAAAAUUAGAGAUUGAGGAUUCAUAACAUGGGGAUAGGAGGGUUUACUGUAGGGAGUCUUGUCUGUGCCUCUGCAGGGAGACUUUGCUUCAGGGAUGACAGCGUUAUGUUCAUCAUGCAGUCUGAAGCUGCUUCUUUAUGUCGGUUGAGUUUUGAUUUUUGUAAAGUAUUGUGAAUUCUGGAUAUGUUUGUAAAAGAACUGCUCGAGAAUUGUAUAAAAUGUUUACAGAUAUUUUAAUGAAUAAAGAUAUUAAAUCUCGGGGAA